Molecule: messenger RNA, 1173 nt
Organism: Pseudogymnoascus verrucosus
Lineage: Eukaryota; Fungi; Ascomycota; Leotiomycetes; Thelebolales; Thelebolaceae
Exons: 3
Coding region: 63-1118 (351 amino acids)
Molecular function (GO): hydrolase activity, hydrolyzing N-glycosyl compounds
Source: RefSeq, a predicted model, not a curated record
UCAUCAUGGAACACAUGACAAAGAACAUGGGAACUUAGAAUCGUGGCAACUAAAUCAAUAACAUGAAAAGCUUCUAUACUGCCGUUUACCUCUUCACUGGUAUCACUGCCGCUAUCGCUACCCAGAAGAAGAACCUCAUAAUCGAAACAGACCUCUUCAGUGAUGUCGAUGAUGCUGGUGCCCUGUUGCUUGCAGCAACUUCCCUGAACAUAAAUCUAUUAGCUGUGAACAUCAAUCACCCAUCGACCUACUCCGCCCUCGCCGCUUCAGCAAUCUUAGCACACUAUGGACAUCCCAAGAUCCCAAUCGGAAUCCGGCAUCCGCUAACAAAUGCCACCUUCUUCGAUAGCUGGUACUUUGCUCUUGGCGAGUACACCAGCAAAGUCGCCUUCCACUGGUCUGGCGGGUCCUUGCCCUGGGGACAUGUCGAGGAGGCCUGGGAUCCGGUGGCGCUGUACCGGAAGGUGCUGAGCGAGGCUGAGGAUGGCAGCGUGACUAUUGCAUCAAUUGGCUUCCUUGAUAAUCUCUCAGGACUGCUGAACUCGACCGCUGACUCCUAUUCCGACCUUAGCGGCCGUGAUCUCAUUGCCCACAAGGUUGCCGAGCUAGUCAUUAUGGGCGGCGGCUACCCGUCGGGGUACAGUUGGAACUUCUGGGGCUCGAAUGGUAGUCUCGCCGCGCACGUUGUUAAUACGUGGGAGGGACAGAUGGUGUUUGUCGGCGACGACGUUGGCAAGGAUGUCAAGUCGGGUGGGGAGCUUAUGUCUGCAGGGCCAAAGACGGAUCCAGUGCGGAUGGCGUAUAUUUACUACUCAUACUAUGAACCGACGUCUUCGUGGGAUCCGCUGGCUACUCUGUAUGCCAUUGGUGGGCUGGGGGAGUUGUUCAAAUAUGGAAAUGAGUAUGGAUACAACCAUGUCAACGCCAAUGGGGCGAAUCGAUGGGUGUGGGAUCGGAAAGUGCAGAACCAGUUCUUUCUGAGGUUGAAGGUUAGCAAUGAAACAGCUGCGCAGGAGCUAGAUCGGUUGUUUCUCAAAGGGGCAUUGUCAGUCGUGGAACAGCAUACAGCAGAAGCACCACGAAGAAAGCAUGUAGGUUCGGCACAUACAGAGUUAUAACUUUUUAGAUAAAAUUCUCUCUACAGAUAUAUUUAACUAACACCUGAAACGCCCC